This is a messenger RNA of Paramecium tetraurelia, 4377 nucleotides long. RefSeq lists its product as uncharacterized. The transcript is spliced from 4 exons. The record is from RefSeq and is a predicted model, not a curated record. Lineage: Eukaryota; Ciliophora; Oligohymenophorea; Peniculida; Parameciidae.
AUGUUCACAAUUUAUUCAAUUAGAAUAUAUAACCUCCUUAUGGUGAUGCUUGUUACUGUCUUCGUUAUGCCAUUUUUAAGCAUCUUUUUAGCAGCUUUUAAGUGUGAAGGAUAAAUGCAAUGCGAUUCAAUCCUUUAUUACAUAAUGGUAAUUUUAUCUUCUUUGGGAAUUGUCAUGCUAUUAAUUUGUCUAAUAUUUUUUGAGAUCUUCCUAGUGGAUUACAACCCAUUCACUCCAAUCCCGUAUGCAUCUAAAUACACAAAAUUAAAUUGGAUUGAAUUGAUAUUCAAAAUUUAUUUGCCAUUUUUUGCUGUAAUGGAUCCUUAACAAGAUGCUGAAAAACCAUUUAUAACAAUAUUAUGUAUCAUGUAUGCGAUGAUGAUCACUAUGAGAUUAAAAACAAGGUAAUUCAUCGAAAAUAGUGUUAACAUAAGUAAAUUGAGUUAAACUUCAUUAUUAUUUUGGACAUCUUUUGUAUCAGUUUGCCAUGCUUAUUUAGAUCAAGGUGAUGUAGAUGAUAUGGGAUUCUUUUAUGAAGUAGUAUGUUCACCUAUUGUUGUCUACUGUUGUUUUAAAUUGAAUAAAAGUCCUGAAUUAGCAACUCAUAUGAAAAAAGAUAUAUAAUUAGAAGAAACUGUUUAAGAAAUGAUAUUCUUGAUAGAAAAUAGAGAAAAACCAAUUAAUCGAAUGAAAUUAGAAGGAUUUGUAAAGCUUCAUUAAAAAGAUUGUUUAAAAUCUGUUGAACAAUGUCCAUGUUCCUCAAUACAUUAAGAUACUUUAAGGAAUUAAGAUGAAAAAACAAAUGAUAAAUAGUCCUUAGAUAAGACAAUCAGAUGGUAUGCUUUUGUUUAAGCUCUUGUAUAGAAUUCGUCUGAUAGACUUCAGACAACAAGAAUAUAAAUAAUUCGUUCGUAUGUAUUAUAAAAAAAGUUAAAAAAUAAAUUUAAAGCAUUUUAUGAGUUGGCAAUAGCCCAAAAAUAGAGACUAUAAUUUUAGGAUGAGUUUUGUAUUUACAGAGUGAUGAAUUAAAUUGAAUUGGAGAUGAUUGAAUAGGAUAAGAAUUAGGAAAUAGAUGUGUAAUAAAUAGUAAAUUUUUAAAACUUCUACAUCCAAUUUGAAACAGCAAUUGAGAAAUCAGUGAAUUUGCAUUUAGAAUAUUGGAGAGAAUUGUAAGAAGAGUCACCUGAUAUUGGUAAAUUGCAAUAAUUGGGAGCAUCAAUAACAUCAUCAAUUGAUGAGACAGAACAACUUUAUGAUAAAUUGAUUAAAAUAAAUAGUAUCCAUUUAAAGACAUUAGAAAUAUAUGGAAAUUUCUUAACUCAUGUAGUUAAUAAUGACAUUGAAGGAACUAGAAUAAUUGACAAAUCAGAUUAAAUUAGUAAGAAUCUAGAAAUCAAUCGAAUUAUUGAUAGUGAGAAAUUCAAAUAUGAUUAAAAUAGUGACACUUGCAUAAUCACAUGUUCAGUUAAUAUUGAGAAUUUAGGUGCUAUUACUAAUUGCAAUAAUGAAAUACAAAAAUUGUUAGGUUAUAAAAAAGCUGAUCUAUUGAGAUCAAAUGUAUCAAGAAUUAUGCCUAGAAUUUUGGCAAGUGUUCAUGAUGAUUUUAUCAGGAACUUCAUUUAAACAAGUUAAAGUAAAGUCUUAGGAAUAGAGAGAUAAGUAUUUGCAUUGAAUAAAAGUGGAUUCUUAGUUCCAUGUUCCUUAAUGAUAAGAGUCUUACCAAAUUUAAAGAAUGGAUUAUAGAUAGUAGGAUUCUUAAAGAAAAGUGACAAUACUGAUAAAUUUUUCUAUCUCAUGUUUGAUGAAUUAUCACAUUCUAUACUAGGAUUUAGUGAAACAGUUUAUGAUAAGUUCGGAGUCCCAGCAGGCGUUGCCAAUGGUUAAUUAGAUCUACCAAUUCUUGAUAUAGCACCUGAAUUACUUGAGUUCUGUAAAAAACAAGGAGCCUUCAAUUUUACAAUUGACACUACGGGAUUAUCAAAUAACUAUCAGAUUGCACAAGAUGAAAGUCUAGAUGAUAUAUAAUAACAAGAGGAUUAAUCUGCUUUUUAUGGCAUUUCAAGAGAUCCAUAUGAAUAAAAUGUAUUGCUGGAGAGAAAGGAAUACAGUCAAAUAAAUGAAAAAACUGCAAAUAACGAUAAAUCAAUGUUUAAUGAGAAAACUAUCACACAAGACCCAAAAUUAAUUAAUCACAAGUCUUUGAAAUACAAAAGUGCUUUAGUAAAGGGAAUACUCGUUGAAGAUUCAGAAUAUGCCAAUGCUAAAAUUAAAAUUAUAUAAUUUAUUGAAGAGUCUUAAGAAGAAUUGUUAAAUAAAGUAAUUGAAGACAAGAAAGUAGAAGAGGAAUAGCCAGAUGUUAUAGAGAAUGUAAUUUAGUCUGAAGUAAGUGGAGGUUCCGGUCUAUCUGUGAAUGAAGAAAUUAGAUAGAUAAAAGAAUUCAAAAUAUAGAUGGGAGAGAAAUCAGAAGCCUCUAAAAUUAUUAUGUUAAACAGAAUUAUUGUUUUGUUAUCCACAAUUUUAAUUGUUUUAUCAUCAGUUCAAUUAGGAUAUCGAUUACAACAAAAUGAUGAACUUUUAAAUGGUCACUCAGCCAUUACAAUGGCCUAUUAUAGAACUGGAGUCAUGGCUGAUGUUGUAUUCUAUACCAGAUAUUUAUAAUUAAUGGCUUAUGGAAAUGUUACAUAUGAUCAGAGCUUUAGAGACAAAUUAAGUUUAUAAGUCAAUCAACUUAAGUCAACAUAAUAUUCUCUUAUAAAGUCUCGAAUUGAUAUGGAAGCUAAGAAGAAUGUAUUUUCGGAUACUACUAUCAAUGUGACUUACUUGUAUGAGAAUGUAGAACAGAAUUACUCUAGCUCUUUAAGUGAUGCUAUAUUUUAAUUAGUCACAUCUGCCUCUAUUAUAAGAAAUGCAUCCUUGACAUCUUUCAUUGAUUCCAAUAGUACUGAAAAUACUGUCAAAAAUGUAUUUUUCAUAAUAAGAAAUGGAUAUCAAUUACUGAGAUAAGGAUCUCAAGAUGUUUCUGAAAUCUACUACGACUUUUUUGUUUUUAUUAUUGGAGACUACGAUUCAAUCUUCUAUGCGGUCUUAUCAUUAGCCAUAGCAUCUUUAGUUAUUGCAUAAUUCUUUUUGAUUCCAAUUGUGUUAAAAGUUCACAAUAUCAAUAAUAAAGUCAUGUCCUUAUUUGGAUUAUUGACUUAGAAGGAUAUCAAAGAAUUAGCUUAGAGAAGUGAAUAAUUCAAGAAUACUUAUCUAUCGAACAUGCAAAAUACCAUAAAGGAAUAAGCUUAGGCAAAAGCAGAAUUGGAGAAAUUGUAAGAAAAGCAAAAGAAAUUGAAGAACCAGGAUUAGAAUUUGAAUGAUCAAUCAAAUGUGAUUGUAGAGAUUAAUAACGAGUAACCACAGCCAUCAAAUGAUGCUCCAUUAUCAUCUAAUUAAUAGCCUUUACCUUCAUCUCUACCAACUCAUAAGAAUAUCGACAAAUUUCAAUUACAAUAGCAAUAAGAACACGAUGAAUAACAAAUAUUAGACUCAGAAGCUAUGCGAUAAUAGAAACUAUUGAACUCUAAAGCUUCAAAUACUUUUUCUGUAUCUAUGAAAUUUGUUCUGAUGAUGAUGAUAUUUAUGGCCUACUUUAUAGUUAAUAUCACUUUAGAACAAUAGUUGACUGAUCAAUCUGUCAUUAUUUAUAACCAUCUGAAAUAUAGUUCAAUCAGAGCUUAUGACCUCAAAUAUUCAAUUUAUUUUACCAUUGAAUAAAUCUUGUAGGCCACCAAUUAUAAAGAACAGUAUAUCGAAGCUUUGUAUGAAAAUGAAAGACUCUGUUUGGAAUCUUUAUAGUAAUCCUUCUCAUCAAAGUUUGAUCCCUAUAUAUCUCUCUAUAAUUAGUUCAACCUACAGAGCUUAUGUCUACAAUCAUUUUCAACAGAACAAUUUGUAUUAGAUGUAAAUCAAUGUUCUGUUCUAUCUGGAGGCAUAUUGGAUAGAGGUUUGAGAAAUUCAAUUACCUCCUUGGCUUUGUGGGCUAGCAAUACUAUAUCCACAGACAUUAAGAUUUUAGAUAGUUAAUAGGUUAAAAACUAUAUAGAAUAAGUUUACUAUAUCGAUUAAGCCAUAGUAUAUUUAAAUGCUUAAUACUCUUUAGGCAUGGCAGAUUUUGUGGAUUCUGAACAAUAAAUAGAGAAAAUUAAAUUUUCUGUCUUUAUCAUAGGACUAGUAUUCAUAUUUUUAUUCAUUUGGACACCUUAUAACAAAGAAAUGAGUCGAUAAAUUUGGAGAACAAAAGGUAUGCUAAAUAUGAUUCCAUUUGAAAUGAUAAAGGCAUAAGAGAGUUUGAAAAACGCAUUUCUUAAGGGAAAUAUCAUAGCAGCAGUUAAAUGA